Messenger RNA from Myodes glareolus (Bank vole), 5217 nucleotides. RefSeq names its product cytochrome P450 family 1 subfamily B member 1 (gene Cyp1b1). NCBI's taxonomy places the organism in Eukaryota, Metazoa, Chordata, Mammalia, Rodentia, Cricetidae. Gene Ontology annotation, biological process: progesterone metabolic process; hormone biosynthetic process. Gene Ontology annotation, molecular function: iron ion binding; steroid 17-alpha-monooxygenase activity; heme binding. The record is from RefSeq and is a predicted model, not a curated record.
UGGCGCGUGUCACCUCUGGGGUGCGUUGCAGAUACCUCUGCGACGCCAGCUUGAAAGUCUCCCUCAGUCUAGGAUUGACUCCAGUUUACCAACUCCUAACCCCCGCCCAUCUCAACCGCAGCUCCAACUCCGUGAGAAAGCCCCGACUUUGCAGAACCCCAGGUGCAGUGGAGCUCGGCAAAUUUGAGACACUUUUUCCUUCCUUUCCUCCAACCCAAUCCAAGUUAAGGUUCUGACUGAGCCAAGAGUGGGUGCUAAAGCAGCGGGCAUCAGGUGUCUAGGGCGGGCCUCCAGGUCCCUGGGGACUCUCAGGUUGAAGUCUUGCCGUGGGCAGAGGCUUCAGGCUUCUCCCAGAGCCGGUUGCUCUGCACCGCUGGAAAACCACGCUUCGUCGCAGCAUGGCCACCAGCCUUAGCGCAGACAGCCCGCAGCAGCCGAGCCCGCUGUCUACCCAGCAGACCACACUUCUGCUACUCCUCUCGGUCCUGGCCACCGUGCACUUGGUACAGUGGCUGCUGGGACAGUGGCGGCGGAAACCGUGGUCCUCGCCUCCGGGUCCUUUCCCAUGGCCACUGAUCGGAAACGCGGCGUCUGUGGGUCGGGCGUCGCACCUGUACUUCGCUCGCCUUGCGAGGCGCUAUGGUGACGUUUUCCAGAUCCGUCUGGGCAGCUGUCCCGUGGUGGUGCUGAAUGGCGAGAAUGCCAUCCACGAAGCCCUGGUGCAGCAGAGCAGCAUCUUCGCCGACCGGCCACCCUUCGCCUCUUUCAGCGUGGUGUCUGGCGGCCGCAGCCUGGCAUUCGGCCCCUACUGCGAGCGCUGGAAGGCACAGCGACGCGCGGCCUAUGGCACGAUGCGCGCCUUCUCCACGCGCCACCCGCGCAGCCGCCGCCUCCUUGAGGGCCACGCGCUGUGCGAGGCGCGAGAGUUGGUCGCGGUGCUGGUGCGACGCUGCUCAGGCGGUGCGGUUCUGGAUCCGACGCAACCGAUCAUUGUGGCCGUGGCCAAUGUCAUGAGCGCCGUGUGCUUCGGCUGCCGUUACAACCACGACGAUGCCGAGUUCCUGGAGCUGCUCAGCCAUAACGAAGAGUUCGGGCGCACGGUGGGCGCGGGCAGCCUGGUGGACGUGCUGCCUUGGCUGCAGCUCUUCCCUAACCCGGUGCGCACCACCUUCCGCGAGUUCGAACAGCUCAACCGCAACUUCACCAACUUUGUCCUGGACAAGUUCUUCAGGCACCGCGAAAGCCUGGUACCCGGAGCUGCUCCCCGUGACAUGAUGGACGCCUUCAUCCUCUCCGCAGAAAAGAAGGAGGCAGGGGGAUCUGGCCACGGUACCUUGGGGCUGGACUUGGAGAACGUGCCGGCCACUAUUACGGACAUCUUCGGAGCCAGCCAGGACACCCUCUCCACCGCGCUGCUCUGGUUGCUCAUCCUUUUUACCAGAUACCCUGAUGUGCAGGCCCGGGUGCAGGCUGAGUUGGACCAGGUUGUCGGUAGGGAUCGCCUGCCCUGCAUGGAUGACCAGCCCAACCUGCCUUACGUCAUGGCUUUUCUUUAUGAAUCAAUGCGCUUCUCCAGCUUCUUGCCUGUCACCAUUCCUCACGCCACCACUGCCAACACCUUUGUCUUAGGCUACUACAUCCCCAAGAACACGGUGGUUUUUGUUAACCAGUGGUCUGUGAAUCAUGACCCAGCGAAGUGGCCCGACCCAGAGAACUUCGAUCCAACCCGAUUCCUGAACAAGGACGGCUUCAUCAACAAGGAACUAGCCAACAGUGUGAUGAUUUUUUCGGUGGGCAAACGGCGGUGCAUCGGCGAAGAGCUCUCUAAGAUGCUGCUGUUUCUCUUUAUCUCCAUCCUGGCUCACCAGUGCGACUUCAAGGCUAACCAAAACGAACCCUCAAACAUGAGUUUCAAUUACGGCCUGACCAUUAAGCCCAAGUCAUUUAAAAUCCACGUGUCUCUCAGAGAGUCCAUGGCGCUCCUCGAUAGCGCUGUUCAAAAGCUGCAAACUGAGGAGGCGCGCCAGUGAGAAGCCAGAGGUAGCAGAGAUGUUACAAGAACAUCUGACUCAUUACCUGGGGAGAGAAAUACGGGGUUUAUUCUUUCUUCUUCUUCUUUUUUUUUUCCAGCUCCAUUUUUGGUAUCACUUCUCUAAGGGAGCAGAGACUUAAGUGGCCUGAAGGUGAGGCAUGUUUACCAAUUCAUGACUCUUCAUGAGCUCAUGCUGCCCUUCCUGGAAGUAUUUUUUGCGUCAAAGAGUAAAAGCGUCUAAGGAUUUUUUUUUUUUUUUGCAGUUAAACAUACACACACAUAUCAAUAGCCGUGCACAACCACCUAACAAAGUAUUUCAGUAAUUCUGCCUCGUAGGCGGAUUUGAAAUGGAACCUCUAUGUGCAGAAAUUUACGCCUUCAGAACCUACACUAAACAAAGGUUUAGGAUAGACUCAAGAUUCAAAGACAAGUGAUUUCAAUGAAAAAUUGUGAAGACCAGAAAUUCUCCACCAAAAAACAACUUACUUGAGAAAAUACUUUAAUUCCUUGGUAGUGGCCCUGGCUGAGGUUUGCUUUUUGCCUGAAGAUGUUCCUCCUACUUUAGGAUGUACCAUAAAGUCAGUUACUCAAAAAGAAAUUCAUAGUUAAUUUAAUAAUUGUAGCAGGUUUCAGAGAUUAAUUAAUUUAAAGGUAAAUUGUUUAGGUGGUAAUUUUUUUUUUUUUUUACAAGUUAAAGUUGCAUGCCAUUUGGCUGCUAAAGUGAGCCGUUCCAGCUGGGAGGAGAAAAGAGAUUUGCCAGCCCAGCUUACGCUGUCAAACAUGGACUGUAACAAACUGGUCUCAGUAGUAAGUCUCAUAAAUAAAAACAAACAACAAAAAACCCUAAUGUCACCAGACAGUAUUCAAUGCAAAUAAAUUUGUUACGUAGUAAUUCAUAGACAUCAUAUGAAUAUUAUUUGAUCAUAAAAGUAUUUGAAUAGUAUAUUUCUUAUGUCGUAUUAUAAACCAAAAAGUAUAAUCAGUCGAAAUCUGCCCAAGUCCAGGGAAUAAGCAUGACUAAGUCAAUCUGCUUUGACAUCAGGAAACCAAGUAACAGAUUUUUUUUCCUCAUUCAAGGUUCAGACAAGGGACAAAUCUCAAAACUAAAUCAGCAAAAUAUGUUCUUAUCUGGUAAUUGUUAUAAUACAGAUGCUUCUUUUGGGAUUGGCCCCAUUAAUUUGUUAAAAUUCCAAACUCUUGACAUACUUCAAUUUUAAAUGAGCUUAAAAUCCACCUUGAUUAUAUCAUUUCAGUUGAAGCUAGAGGAAAUAUGGUCAUUAUUUCUUUGAAGGUGAGACACCUAACCUUUGUCUGAGGACAAAUGCUGAAAAAAAAAAAGGGCCGUGAAAUUUCUAGAUGUUCUUUAUAUUGGGCCAUACGAUAGGAAACUCAUUACAACUGGUUUCUCUUUAAAUGUUAUUAUCAUUAUUAUUGUUACUGUUUUUUAAAUUGAGUAUUAAGGUCUGUAAUUUUGUUUGUUUUGCCUUUGGAGGCUGUUUAGUGAUUGCAUUGUGAACUGGUAGAGAUAGCUAAAAUCAAUCCUUUUAUUUAGGAUGGUACACUAUGAGUAGUUAAUUUUUGGUAGAAAGAAGAAAUCUAAGGUUUUGGAUUAUGUAAACAAGUCCAAAACCCUUCAGGAAGGGCUAGAAGAAUGGGAAAGGAGGCCCAGGGCUAGUGGGGGUUCCCAUUUCCGUUUUCACUGCAAUUAGAGGUAACAAAAGAAGCCUGCAGCUCUCCAGAGAAUGUGCUGCUUGCUCGGUUUCCUUGGGCUUUUUGGAAUUUUCAUAUCAAAAUGACAAAGGAAGGAGUGUGUGAUGUGUGGAGAGGGCCAGAGCUGCAAGACAGAGAAAGAAUGAGUACGAGGAAAGAUGUGUAAAUGACUCCCCAUUCGCUCCAAAUUAAUUCACUGAAUAUAAAAUUUGAAGUAUGAACAUUGAGGAAAAAAAUACGUUUGGAGUGGCAGUCCUUAAAUUUCAAAAGUAUCUAAAGAAUUGCCCUAGCCCUAUAAAAAACUAUAAAAUGAACUAUAAAAAUGUAAUAUUUAUUCAAAAUUGUUCAUAACAGAACCCCUUGAAUUUGGAAAACAGAUUGCAUCAAUAUUUCAAAGGCCUUAAUUUCAACUACAAAAAUCAGAUCUAUCAAACAUUUUUAAAGAUUUUUUUUUUUAGUUAUCUUAAAAACAUGUGCCUCAGUAGGGCUGGGACAGUGAUUUGGGCCCCCGCGGCCUCUUCACUCUGAGAAAUUCCUAAUGGUGAAAGUCGUCAUGUACCAAUCUGGACCCCUCAUUACGUUAACGAGACCCAGAUGUUUGUUUUGUGCAUGUAGGUACCGUUUCCAUCUAAGGCUCUCAGUGAAAGGGAAAGAGGCAGUGUGUGUGUGUGUGUGUGUGUGUGUGUGUGUGUGUGUGUGUGUAAGAGAGAAUGAGAGAGAGAGAGAGAGAGAGAGAGAGAGAGAGAGAGAGAGCGCUUUGUUGAAUAUACUUAGAACUCAGUGAAAGGAAGGAGGUUGCAAACCAGAAACAAGUAAAAAUUACCAAAUCUGAAGGCUAUCGGGAUAGAUUCCUGGCUUCAUCAGGAAGCCUGAUUUUAUUUCUGCCACAGACGACUUCAUCUGCUGAGCCCCACAUAAGUCAGAAUGUCCACUUCAGGUCAGUGCAGCAGAAGUGUGUUUUUGUUAAACGCCUCACUUGUGUAUUAGAGUUCGGACUUCGUCAGACCAUUCCUUCCUGCCCCCCCCCCCCCGCCCCAAAACAAAAGAAGAUGCCUUGGGUAUGUUUUGUGGAUUAAUCAACAGAAUUCAUGCCCCCAGAACUUAGCCUUUACCUGUGAAAUGUUACCACACUCUUAAUAUUUUCACACCUGGGCUGUACUAGAUCAAGUCGAUACGUCACCAUGUAUGUUAAUUAGUAUGUUUUCAGUCGUGACAUGAUUGUGUGAUAAUGAGUAUAUAUUACCUGAUGACUAUAACCCAAGGAUAACUUCCUAUUUAGCCUCUUCCUGUGUUUUUAUACUUUAUCGUAUAUAUUCUUAGUGUGUAUAUAGCUGAUACAGUGCACAGUCAUAACCAAGACGGAUCCUAUGCACACAGCAUUAACUGAUAUAGAGCCUUUACUUUUGAUGUACUAAAAUGUAAAGAGUUCUAUUACCAAAACACCAUUACCUAAACAAUAAAAUUCACUUUCAUAA